This is a messenger RNA of Phalaenopsis equestris, 1063 nucleotides long. RefSeq names its product zinc finger HIT domain-containing protein 3. Lineage: Eukaryota; Viridiplantae; Streptophyta; Magnoliopsida; Asparagales; Orchidaceae. The transcript has 9 exons. Gene Ontology annotation, biological process: maturation of LSU-rRNA from tricistronic rRNA transcript (SSU-rRNA, 5.8S rRNA, LSU-rRNA); box C/D snoRNP assembly; snoRNA localization. Bases 235 to 801 code for a protein of 188 amino acids. The record is from RefSeq and is a predicted model, not a curated record. Gene Ontology annotation, cellular component: pre-snoRNP complex; nucleus.
UUGACACUAACCAACCGCCUCUCCUACCCGAAACCAUCGUUUAGAGCAACCUGGAAGGCAACGCCGGGGUGGCGGCGUAAAACGUCCUCCGAAACUCCCAUCUUUCUCCUCCUUUCGCUUUUGCUCCGGUAAUAAGCCAAACCACUGAGGAAGGAUUUAGGUUAAAUCGUGCUUAAAUCCUGCUACCUAAAAGCCCCAGAAAGAUGGCUUCUAACAGUUUUGAUCAGAUUACCGAUGAUGAGUUUUUUACAAGAAGCAAAAAUGCUUGAGCAUUGUUUUGUUUUUGUUUUCCUGUGCUUAUUUAUGGUGUGCAUGCUAUACGGAAUGCGAUUAGUCAAACUCUAUGGACUAGAACUCAAAAUAAACAUGAUUUGUUGUUUUAUUGUGGACAUGGCUCUUCGACAAUGUCAAGUUUGCAAGGAAGCGCAAUACAAAUACAAGUGCCCAUCUUGCCUUUUGCUAUAUUGCUCAUCGGCUUGCUUUAAAAGGCAUAAAGGGAAUCCAUGUCAGAAGUCGUUGACUCCACAGGAAGAGACAAUUUCUAUGGUGCUUCCUGAAAGAACAUUUGAAGUUGAUGAAACUAACUGGAUUCUUGGCAGUGAUCAACUACAGUUGAUAGCACAAUCGAAAGGCAUAAGAGACGCACUGAAUGACGUAGAGCUCCAAAAACUGGUAUACAAGAUUGACAGCUGCAGUAACCCGGAGGAGGAAUUGGAUAAAGCCAUGGAAAGAGAGGGCUUUCCGCAAUUUACAGAAAUGAUUUUAUCGUCGGUUAGCCCAAAAAUCAAACCCUCUAGGUAAACAUGAUUAUCGUCUUAAAUAUUUGAGCCGUGCUCCUUGUAGCUGAAGUUGUGAUCCAGAGCAGGCAAAGUUUCAUUUUUGAGUCAAUGCAUUUAGUUUUUGCUCCAGUUUUUUUAAAAUUGUUCAUUUGUGUAUAUGAAAACUUGCUUUUUUUAAGUUGUAAUCACACUGUUUCUCGGUGUUAAUAGUUUGCAAGCUUCUGGCCCAUUUCCUGUCUCAAGUAGAUUCUUACAUCUAUAUUGUGGUAAUUGAGCUCUAAUAA